CGCCCACUCACUUCGCCGCCGCACUGAGGGCUCGGGUCUCGGCGCGCUUCUGUGCGGGAGGCCCGGGCGCUGCCACUGCGCGUGCGCCCUCAGGCUGGAGGCCCCCUGCGCCCCUCCCCCUGCGGCCGGACUUGGUACGGCCGGGCCGGCGGUUGGCGUCCUCCGCGGCUCAAGCGAGCGGCGGGCUUUUCAAAUCGUAGGGGGAGCGGCGGCGGGCCUGGCAGUGGUGCCGAGAUGGAGGCGCAGACCGUGAGGGGUCCCGAGCUCCGCCUGGCGGGCCUUCCCGCCCAGCAGGACUGCAGCAUUCAAGAAAAAAUAGAUUUAGAAAUUCGAAUGCGAGAAGGAAUAUGGAAACUCCUUUCUCUGAGUACUCAGAAAGACCAGAUCUUGCACGCAGUUAAGAAUCUCAUGGUAUGCAAUGCUCGAAUAAUGGCUUACACAUUGGAGCUACAGAAAUUAGAAGAACAGGUUGCAAAUCAAACUGGAAGAUGUGAUACGAAUUUUGAAAGUAAAGAACGAGCGGCAUGUAAAGGAAAGAUUGCCAUAUCAGAUAUUCGAAUACCACUAAUGUGGAAAGACUCUGAUCACUUCAGCAACAAAGAACGAUCACAGCACUAUGCCAUUUUCUGUUUAUUCAAAAUGGGAGCUGAAGUUUUUGAUACUGACAUGGUGAUUGUGGAUAAAACAACCACAGAUAUAUGUUUUGAAAAUGUAACUAUAUUUAAUGAAGCAGGGCCAGACUUUCAGAUAAAGGUAGAAGUAUAUAGCUGCUGUACAGAAGAAUCUUCUAUAACCAACACACCAAAGAAACUAGCCAAGAAGCUGAAGACAUCUAUAAGUAAAGCUACAGGGAAGAAAAUAAAUUCGGUGCUUCAAGAAGAUCAUGAAACAUGCUUGUCCUACAGUUGUGCUAUUUCGGGUACAAAAUAUAAUUUGCUAGCUCAUACUACUCUGACCUUGGAAAGUGCUGAGGAUAGCUUCAAGACCCAUAAUCUGUCCAUUAAUGGAAAUGAGGAGUCUUCAUUUUGGCUUCCCUUAUACGGCAACAUGUGCUGCCGCCUAGUUGCCCAGCCAGCGUGUGUGGCUAAGGAUGCAUUUGCAGGAUUUCUACAUCAGCAGCAAAUGGUAGAAAGCCUGAUUAGUUGGAGAAGCUUGUACUGUGUUUUAAGAGGGGGUAAACUCUAUUGUUUUUAUACACCAGAAGAAAUUGAAGCCAAAGUGGAGCCAACUUUGGUAGUGUCCAUUAACAAGGAAACCAGAAUUCGCGCAAUGGAUAAGGAUGCCAAGAAAAAAAUACAUAAUUUUUCUGUUAUCAACCCUGUUGCUGGACAGUCUGUAACUCAUAUUUUUGCAGUGGACAGUAGAGAAGAUCUCCAGAAAUGGAUGGAAGCCUUCUGGCAGCAUUUUUUUGAUCUUAGCCAAUGGAAGCAUUGUUGUGAAGAACUUAUGAAAAUUGAGAUUAUGUCACCACGGAAACCACCUUUGUUCUUGACAAAAGAGGCGACCUCAGUCUACCAUGAUAUGAGCAUUGAUUCACCUAUAAAACUUGAAAGUUUAACUGAGACCAUACAAAAAAAACUUGAAGAGACAAAUGGACAGUUUCUUAUUGGUCAGCAUGAAGAACCCUCACCACCUCUUUGGGCCAGCCUCUUUGAUGGUAAUCAUGAAGUGGUUAUCCAGAAAAAGGUGUUAUCUCCUGCAAGCAAGCAGUUACAUGACGGGAAAGGGAAAAAGAGACGUGCUCCCCUUCCUCCUUCUGAUAAAGCUCCAUUCAGCUUAAAAACACAGAGCAACACAGAUCAAUUGGUUAAGGACAACUGGGAAAAAACAAGUGUAUCUUGGGCCUCGCCUUUGGAUACCAAAUUAUCAACCCUAAUGCAUCACUUACAGAAACCAAUGGCUGCUCCUCGAAAACUUCUCCCUGCCAGGAAAAAUAAUUUAACUGAUGGCGAACUCACAGACACUAAAACCAAUUUUGAAGCCAAGCCAGUGCCAGCUCCGAGGCAGAAAUCUAUCAAAGACAUUUUGGAUCCUCGAUCAUGGUUGCAAGCACAAGUAUAGAAAACCCUUAAUGUAUAAAACAUUUAAGAAAAUCUAUAACUGUUAGGCUUAAUUCAGAAGCACUGGUGAUAUAGUAAUACAUAAUUAUGUUGGUAAAUAUGAUAGUGAUUUACAUCAAUAAUUAAUAAGCUAUUAGGUAUAAAAAAUGUUUUAUAAUGAAGAAAUGGAUUUCUCUUUUACUUCUGAUUUUCAGAACGUAAGUGAUUUCCCCAGUAGAGUGCAAGAGGCAGUUUCUAGACAAUAUCCUAAUUGUUGGAAGGGUUAAUUUAUUCCUAAAUUAGUACCAGCAGUGAGCAAGCACUAGGCAGAAGAAGGCAUUAAAAUUUCUUUGGGGAGAGACUGUCUAGUAACUUAAAAUGUGUUAAAUCUGAGCCAUAUUCUCAUUGUGAGAAUUUUAAUACUAAUGGAAUGUUUCAAAAGUUUUAUUCAAACCACAAAUUAUAGAAUCCACCCAAGAAAAUUUCUUCUUAGCAUUCUGGAAUUCUCAUCUAAUGGUUCACUGGCUCUCAUCUAUUGUUUAACUCACUAGUUAACUCACUGACCUUUCAAAUUCCUGGGAUAAAUUUUGGAAUAUUAAAUUCUUCAUCUUUAAAGGGGAUUUAUAAUGUGCUAUUCAAAGUUGUUUCCUUGAUGAGCCCUGAAAUCCUGUUGACAUUAACUCAUAAAGUGAAGCAUGACAUUUAUUAGUUUAGAGAAAAGGUAAAUGAAAUGUUCUUUAUUUCCACUUUUCUAUGCAUGGUGCUAAUUUCCAUUGUGACAUUGGAAUUUGGGGAAGUGAGUAGCUGAUUAACACCUUAAAAUUCAUUUAAUGCUUAUUUAAAAAGCAGAUGGCCGAUUGAAAAAUAUCAGAAAAGUUGGCCAUGAUAAUAAUUUUCAGGAUUAAUCCUUUUAAAACAUUUUAAUUAAAUUUCCUUUUUUCUAGUAAGGGUUGAUGUCUGCUAUUGAUAUUAUUCAUUAAAAGUCAUAUUCUUACAACAAUGACAUCGGAAUCAUUUCCAUAGGAGGUAAUUUCCAUAGCAACUAAUCACAGUGACCCAAACAGGAUUAUGAAAUCAACAGCAAGAGGAUGCAUACCUUAAGGAACAAACAAAUCCAUUUUUUAAAUAAUAAUGAUUCCUCUAAACAAGAACUGAACAGUUUUAAAAAUCAAGUCAGAAUUUUCAAAUAAAACAGUUUCCAUAAGGUGUCAGCAACAGCACCAAAAAAUGUGAAAUCACACUGAACCCUAAAUGUCAUUGCAAGAAAUAAAAAUUCAAGAAUUAAAUUACUGGCCUGCGUAUAAUCUCUAGAGAUCUUUUUAAAGCUCAUGAGAACUCUAUUUGGAUCAGAACUACAUUAUUACAAAGUAAAAUGAACACUUGACAAAAAAUAACAUUAAUUUAAAUGGAGCCUUUCAUUAUUUUUAGAUAGCAGUCUUUUUUCAUUUAUAGAGAAUGAUGUAACUGCCAGGUUACUUUUGUGUUUGCCUGGGCCUCCUAGUCAGAAUUGCAACUCGAGGGAGUAAUGAUACAAAAGGUCUCUUGUGACCACAAACACCAGGACAGACAUAGUAUUUGAUGAGAAGGAAGCCCCGUAUGCAUGCCUUAGAGGGUGUAGAGACAGUCACGUGUAUGAAAACCUGCAAAGGUAGGAUUAAUUUGUUUUUUCUAACUAGGAGGCUCUCCUCAAUGUCUGUUGUGGUUGCCAAAUCAGUAAAGGACAUAUUAAAAAUCUACAGGAUAUUAUGGUUUGAAUUUUUGUUUAUUUUUUAAACCUCACUGCUGUUUUUGACAGCAUUUGUGACUGUCAUUGCCACUAAAUUAUUGAGCUAGAAGAUGCUGCAGGCAAAAUUGUUUCUGAAACUGGCAUCUAAGCAUUUUUUUUUUUUUUUAGUGGAAGCCUUCCUUAUAACAACCGGUGUUAAAACUUCCAAAUUAUAUUCUUGUCAUUUCCUCAUGCAUAUUAUAUCAAGAAAGAUUUAAGGUGUACUGGAAAGAGAAUGUACUCCUAGAGAACCUACGUAGCAGUUGUGCCCUCAGUGGGGCACUUUGAAACAAGGCUGAAGCCCUUCCUGCUAGAACCGUCUAUGUGAAGCCUGACCAAGAGCCACCUCCCUCCCGCAAUUAUUCAGGCCGUUUCUGGGGGCGCGUCUCACUGUACGCUAUGCAGCCUUUGCACUCAGGCUGAAGUUUCCAGCUUCACUUCCUUUAACGUUGUGCUCAUUAAAUGUUCAUUCACUUCCCCCCAAAAGGUAUAAUACAGAGUUGGGGCUCCCUCCCUUCCUUCUUUCCAUCUUACUCCCUUCCUUCCUUCCUUCCACAGUUAAAAAAAAUCUAAAAAUACUUAAACGCUUUGUCAAGGAGUUCGUCAAAAGAAGUAUUUGUUUUCGCAUUUCCUAAACCGGAAGUUUAUGACAUAUAAAAAUAUGCCGUCUAACGAAAGACAUUUCAGCUUUUUAUGAGCUGGCUUUUCACAUUCUUUGUCCUUUUAAUUUGUUUCUUGAUAGAUGAAGACCAUAAACUUGAAAACAAAGAGCUGUCAGAUCUUGAUAAUAAUAUUAUAAUUAGAGAAAAAAGAAUAGAUAUUUUAUGAUAUUAUGAUAAUUCUGGUGAUCUGAAGAUAAUGUCUUAGAAAAUUACAUUUACAUUUCAAACUCUGGGAUAUAAAUUACAACAGCAUUAAGAUAGUAUUAUUUUUACUUGCUACAAAGUGGUGAGCUUUUUAUUUAAACAUCUUGCCAAGGACAAAGAAGGCAUCUUGUUACUGGAAACACACACCUCCUAAGGUAAACAGUCUUUCAAAAUAUCAGGCAUGCCAACUCUUGGGGAGUUUGGUUAAAUCCUCCUUAACUGUCUUCAGUGCCCCCUGACUUCUUUUAAAUGGAUGUGCAUGUAUGUGGAAAACUGAUUCCAUUUAUUAUAAAUGCCUUAUCUUUACCCUUUAAGAUCCUACUAAAUACAUUUUUCUAGUAUUUAUUAAAAAUGGAAGCUGCCUUGAGUUAGAGACAAUUCAUCUAAGGUAGGUUAAGCAGUCAAGUAUUUCCUUAGGCUUAUGUUCAGCACCUUAGUCACCUACUGAGAAGUUAAUUAAUUCAGUCCAAAAUGAAAUUAUAGGGCAGUUUGAUGCAAUUUAUGUUAAAUGCCAGUUGAAUGUAAUCACCUGUGUUACCAUGAAUGAGGGGCAACUGUACUAGAUAAAGUGCUAUACCAUGAACAAGAAGAGAAAUGCUUUGGCAGGAAAAUAUCUGUCCCUGUGGUCAGAAUUUAUCAAAAUCCUUGUCUUUUUAAAGAGUGAAUUAUUGAACAGUAAUUAAACUUUAACUGAUGACCAUUUAUACAGGGAUCUAUUAAUCUUAAACUAUAAAGUAGACAGAGUUGAUUUCAAAAGCAUCACUAUUUUUAAAUGUUUACAUGUUUAAUGUAACUCUGCUAAUAAUAGUCAUGAAAAAGCAGUUUAUCUGGGAUCAUGCAUAUUUUUAGUUAACACUAGAAAGGGUAUUACCUUUGAAGUUUUAAAAGACUUCAUUUGAAAAUAUGGUAGUGUGUGUUAUUUUCUAUGACAUGCUUGUAUAAUUGGCAUUUUUGUAAUUUUUAUUUUAUUUUUUUAAAGUAUUUAUUUUGAGUGAGAGCUUGUGCAAGCGGGGGAGGGGCAGAGAGAGAGAAAAAGAGUAUCUUGAGCAGGCCCUACACUAUCAGCGUAGAGCCCCACAUGGCACUUGAUCUCAAAACUGUGAGAUCAUGACCUGAGCAGAAAUCAAGAGUAGGAGGUUUAACUGACUGAGCUACCCAAGCGCCCCUGUAAUUUUUAUUUUUUAUUUUUUAUUAAUUUUUUUUAUGUUUUAUUUAUUUUUGAGAGAGCAUGAGCUGGGGAGGGACAGAGGGAGAAGGGGACAGAAGAUCAGAAGGGGGCUAUUAUGCACUGAGAGCAGCAAGCCUGAUGUGGGGCUCAAACUCACAAACUGCAAGAUCAUGACCUGAGCCGAAGUUGGGUGCUCAAUGGACUGAGCCACCCAGGUGCUUCUCAUUUUUACUUUUUAAUUAAAUGUAGGUCAAGUAUCUGGAUUAAGACAUAUUCUAUUAUGGUUAUCUAUAUAUAUGGUUAUCUAUAUAUAUGGAUAUAUAUAUAUAUAUAAGUACCAGUGAUUGGUAAGGAAGCCAAGGUCAUGUGAUUAAAACUUCUAUACAUUAAAAGAACUGAUUUAUGAAGACAUUUGCUUGAUUUUUCUUUAGAUACUCCUCUGUGCUACAUUGAUAGAAGUAAACUCUUGUGAAGUCAGUUUAAUCAGAGAAAGACAUACCCAGUAGCUGGUGCUUCUUAUUAUAAGACUAAUAUUUGAUAUCCUACAUAUAACUAACAAUUAUUAAAAUGUUUGUAUAUAAUCCUUCUUAUAGGAUACUCUUUUAAAAAUCUACUCAUAUAACCUUAGCUUUAGGCUACUGAUGCAGAAUUUGCCCAGAGCUUUAGGUCACUCUAAUGAUAAAUUAGGGACCUGGGAUACUCAGUUGCUGUAGCCACAAGGAGACUCCUUAUUGUAAUGUACCUCCCUCAGUGCUUAAUUUAUUCCCAUGGAGCUCCUCAAGGGAGGGGGAGAGAAAUGAACAAUCCUGGCUCAAUUAUAUUAUUUCAACAUUUUAUUUUGAAAUUGCGAAGCAUGACCAGAAAUACUUAACAUUUCAUUUUAGGAAAAGCUUCUCUUUCUCUGAGGAGAUUUAUUACAGAGGUAUUUUUAUUAAUCUGAAUAUCGGAAAAUACCAAUCCUGGCAUGUUUGAUCAUUAGAAAAUUAGGCAAGAUCAUUCCAAAUCUUACUGAAAAUUGUGUUUUAAAUCACAGCAGUUUGCUUUCAGAGAUAUGGUAAUCUCUUAUUGUAACUACUAAAGGAGAGAGGGAUUGAAAAGACCUUGUAUGUACAUAAUUGUGCCAUGUCAUAAACAUGUUUCAAGAUUAUCAAAAUAGAAUGUCUUAAACAAAAAGCAGAAUCAGACCUAUAAAUACAAAGGACAAACUGAUGGUUGCCAGAGGGAAGGGGGCUGGGGGCAUGGACUGAAUGGGUGAAGGGGAGUGGAAGACACAGGCUUCCAGUUAUGGGAUGAGUAAGUCACGGGAGUGAAAGGCAUGGCAUAGAGAGGACAGUCAGUGAUACUGUCAUAGCCAUGCAUGGGGACAGGUGGUGGCUACACCUGUGGUGAGCACAGCAUAGCGUAUAGGCGUGUUGCAUCACUGUGUUGUAGACCUGAAACUGACUAACGCUGUGUGUCAGCUAUACUCAAAAACAUUUUUAAUAGAUUUUUUUGUUGUUGUUGAAAAUGGGUACUUUCCUGAGUGUUAUAUUUUUAGGUUUGUUAAAACAAAUUUUCUCUCUGUGUGUGGAUAUAUUUUUGUUGAAUUUAGCCAUCUUAAUAAAUGCUUCUUAAUUGGUUGUUGGCAAUUUUAGUUUUAUAUUAAAGAGGAGAGAGU
This is a messenger RNA of Acinonyx jubatus (cheetah), 7495 nucleotides long. RefSeq names its product rhotekin 2 (gene RTKN2). Gene Ontology annotation, biological process: hemopoiesis; positive regulation of cell population proliferation; signal transduction. Bases 235 to 2061 code for a protein of 608 amino acids. The transcript has 12 exons. NCBI's taxonomy places the organism in Eukaryota, Metazoa, Chordata, Mammalia, Carnivora, Felidae. The record is from RefSeq and is a predicted model, not a curated record.